AUGCGGAGGAUAGCAAGGAUACAGAGACCCUCUACGGCACUCGCCCAGUGCCUCCAGGCACCGGCCUCAACACCCCAGCACACGGCGGCGUGCCGAGCAGCAGCAGCGACAUGCCUCCAGCGACCACGCGACUUCUCGACGACACCACAGAGGCCAUUCCACAGCUCAGGGAGGCAGGCGGAAAAGUCGAACUCGGACGACGAGAAAUCAGCCAGGGCGGAGGAGGAGGCUCGCCUGCAUGCGGAGAAGCGGCGAGCCGCCAAAGCCGCCGCUGAACAAGAAGCAACAGCACUCGCGGCCGACGCCCACCAGCAACAACAACACGAAGCGGCCGAGCAGCUCCUCGAGGCCGACGCCCACCAGCAACAACAACACGAAGCGGCCGAGCAGCUCCUCGAGGCCUACGACCCCGACGCCGCCCAGGCGGAGGCCCUGGAGGUCGAGACGGACCUCGUGCUGCCGCCCGAGGAGGUCGCCGUCGCGCAGCGCGAGGACGAGCUCGAAGCCGAGGGCGUGCUGUACGAGCCGGCCGACACGGCGCACGGCCUCGAGGUCGUGGGCGGGCUGGGCGGCUGGUUCGAGCGCGACGAGCACUGGGGCGCGUCGAAGCGGUACGCCGGGUUCGCGCCGACGAGCCGCGUGGCCGACCCGGCGCUGCUGGAGCUCAACGUGAGGCGGGCGGUGGCCGAGGCGCUGGCGGUGGCUGCCGCGGCGGCCGCGGGUGCUGACAAGGCGCCGCUGCUGACGGGGCUGUGGGAGAGGGGCGGGAGGGAGGACGCGGAGAGGGCGCUGGGCUUGCGGCUCGAGGUCCGCGAGGACGGCGCCGUUGGGGUGGUCGCUGCGGAUGCUGAGGGGAUCGUCCGGGCCCUGCGGUGGGACCCUGAUGCGCCUGGGUCGUCGGUUGCGUCUGUGGGCGAGGAGGUCGGCAAGCAGCAGUUCUCGCCCGACGAGGCGAGGGAGAUCGUGCGGGCGUGGGACGAGGGCUGGAAGAAGAUCUCGCUGCACGACGCCCGCCUCAAGUUUGCUGUAACAAAGCGCAUCCUCCAGCUCACAGGCCACCCGAUCCCCGACUCCAAGCUGCCGUCCAUCCACACCGCCGGAAACCUCGUGUCGCUCCUGGUCAAGCCGGAGCCGCCGACCAAGGUGGCCGAGGCCCUCGAGCAGCAGGGCGAGCUGGCCAAGCUGCCCAACGUGCGGGUGCACGCGACGCGCCGCACGCCCAUCCACAAGCACCAGGAGGUGGGCCGGUGGAAGGUUAUCGUCGAGGAGCUCGAGAAGAGGAAGAUCCCGGCGACGGGCGACGGCGGGAUCGGCCGGUUCGUGGAGGACAAGUGGCUGAGGGGGCCGAGGCUGCCCAAGAGCGAGAGGAAGAAGAGGAGGUGA
Messenger RNA from Diaporthe citri, 1383 nucleotides. RefSeq lists its product as uncharacterized. The record is from RefSeq and is a predicted model, not a curated record. Lineage: Eukaryota; Fungi; Ascomycota; Sordariomycetes; Diaporthales; Diaporthaceae. Gene Ontology annotation, cellular component: mitochondrion. The transcript has 2 exons. The coding region runs from base 1 to 1383 and encodes 460 amino acids.